Messenger RNA from Trichomycterus rosablanca, 1854 nucleotides. RefSeq names its product inhibitor of growth family, member 4 (gene ing4). The record is from RefSeq and is a predicted model, not a curated record. Gene Ontology annotation, biological process: positive regulation of apoptotic process; regulation of DNA-templated transcription. Lineage: Eukaryota; Metazoa; Chordata; Actinopteri; Siluriformes; Trichomycteridae. The transcript has 8 exons. Gene Ontology annotation, cellular component: nucleus. Bases 1 to 750 code for a protein of 249 amino acids.
AUGGCGGCUGGGAUGUAUCUGGAGCAUUAUCUGGAUAGCAUAGAAAAUCUUCCCUUCGAGCUGCAAAGGAAUUUUCAGCUCAUGCGAGAACUGGACCAGCGAACUGAAGAUCUGAAGGGGCAGAUUGAUUCCCUAGCACAUGAGUACACAACCAACGCGCGGACUCUCUCCUCUGAACAAAAGCUCUCUCUCCUGAGGCAGAUUCAACAGUCCUAUGGGAAGUGCAAAGAGUUUGGGGAUGACAAGGUCCAGCUGGCUAUGCAAACCUAUGAAAUGGUUGAUAAACACAUCCGGAGGCUGGACACAGACUUGGCCCGCUUUGAGGCAGACCUAAAGGAAAAACAAAUAGAAAGCACAGACUACGAUUCUACCUCCAGUAAGGGAAAUAAGAGUGACCUACGUGGGCCUAAAGACAAAAAGAUAUCUCGCACCAGGUCAAAGAUCAAAAGCUCGGAUGAUGACUGCAGUCCUAAGGGUGGACAGAAGAAAGUCAAAAUGCAAACGACUGAGUUUUCCUCUCCGGCUGUGAAUUUCGGCAACGUUCACCCCUCAGAUGUGCUGGACAUGCCGGUGGACCCUAAUGAACCAACCUACUGCCUGUGCCACCAGGUCUCAUACGGAGAAAUGAUCGGCUGCGACAACACAGAUUGCUCCAUUGAGUGGUUUCACUUUGCCUGUGUAGGCCUGACAACCAAGCCCAGGGGAAAAUGGUACUGCCCAAGAUGUACACAGGAGCGGAAGAAGAAAUAAGAUUUCCUCAAAGAAAAUACAGUCACACGGGCAGUGAAGGAUGCAGAAAGGAAAGGGAAACGUGACUGAGUGAACCCCUCCCCACCAAACCCUCUAUAGACACUAAUAUAGUUCUGUACUCCGCUUUACCUGGUGCUUCUUUUCCUCUCAUCCAGCCUCACUUUCCUCUCUGUUUGACAUACAAAACGGGUGAUGGGUGGAUGAAAGGGCUAUAGUUACAACUGUAGCUUAAUUUAUGGUUCCAGUAAUGACAGUUCCUUAAUAAUUGUGGUUUUAUUUUGCUUUUUUAUAUAUAUAUGUGUGUGUUUUCUGUUUUGGUUUUUGGAAUAGUUCUAUGGUAUGGUUGCUUUUUGUAUGCAUUACUUUUGUAUACAUACACAAACUCAGCAGGAGGUAAGUCAGGAAGCAUGACACUUAGUCCUUAAGCGUGGACAUCCUUUAGGUGUCCCUCCAGUAAAAUCGUUCUACACCGAACGCUUUUAAGUCAAACACUGGUACAAGGUGUUCCCAUAAAAGUAGUUUACCUUAGAGACAUUAGACAUCUUCUCACCUUCUUACUUCAUUUUUCAUUCCUUGUGGAUAUUAUUUUACUAAUAAUAAAUAUGCACAUCCACUUUAGCUACCAUUCCCCACACGGAUACCUUAAACGAUUAAGUGUGGGGAAAAUUGCUGGUUUACUUUUACACUAUCUGCACAUUACACAGUGAAUUUUACUUUCAGGUCGUUAACUACAUUUCAGGUUCAUUCCACAACGCUGCGGUUUUGGAAAUUUUCUCUGGUGCUCAUAAUAGUUCACUACUUAGGGCUAGAUGUACUAAGCCGUCUGUGCCCCUUUUCGGGCGCAAUUUAGUCGCAUUUGCUGUGUACAUGUCAUGUACAUGAAAGGACUUAUCGUGCCUUUCUACCUUAUACAUAUGCAAAUACGGGAACAAUGUAGAAGGUUUGGUCUUAAAAGGUGGGGAUAUUGGAAGUGUAAUUUCUUCAUCCUCCCCAAACCAGGUGUAAAUCAACCAUAGGGAUUUUUUUUUCUCUCUUCCCCCAUUAAAUAUACACCGAUCAGCCAUACAUUAAAACCACUUCCAUGUUUCUACUUUCACUGUCCAU